CCCAGCCCGAGCGGCCGAAUGCACGCGCUCCGCACUACGCCGACUUCUCAACAUCCACACAUUUUAAUUCUACCAAAAACUACAGAAUAUCAAUAAUAAUACCAACCAAUCACAAAAACCCGCGCAAUAUUUCCAUUUAAAAAGUGAAUCCGCCAUCAUUGGAAACUUUAUUCCAUUUAUUUAUUUCGUGUGCCAGUGACACAAUGCCUGUCAGAGUGCUGUGAUGUAUGAAAUUAUUUUGGAAUCAGUGUUAAUUUUUUGAUAAACAUUUUUGAUGGUUGUCGUUAAAAUAGAAGUAAUUUAGGACGCAAUAAUAAAUUGGUGAUGUGACGAGCUUCUUGCGUAACAAUCAGUAGCAGCGUCGGUGUGGUGUGGUGUGCGCGGUGAUGUCGUUAUGGAGGUGGUGCUGCCGCUGGCGGUGGUGUGCGUGCUGGUGAGCGCAGCACCCAACGCGACGCGAGCGCGCCACCCCGACGAACUGCCCGAGGAGCCGGUCCUGCCUGAUGAUGAUGAGGAACUGCUGCACAAGCUCGACUACUAUGAUGAGGAACGAAUCAAUAUUUCAGAGAAGGGCAUGUACCUGGGGUCGCCGUGUGAGUUCACCUGCAACCCCAAGCUCAUGCACGUGUACUGCGACCCCACCACGGCCUCCUGCCAGUGUGACCCCAAGCACCCUGUCGCCGUCGGCGUCGCUCAGGGAUGCGCUAAAGCUAAGAAAUUGGGUGAACAGUGCUUCUACCGCGAGACGUGCAAGGCAUUCGACAGUCACGCGUCAUGCGUGCAGGUCAACCACAAUGCGUAUUGUCAAUGUGACUCUGGCUACCAUCAGACCAGCCACACCAGGCCAACCACCAGGAUAUUUUGCACCGAAGAUCUGGUGUUGCUGACGGCCGACAUGCCGACGCUACUGGGCGUGGCGUCGGGUAUCUUCGUGCUAGCCGGCCUGCUGUGUAUGGUGCUACACCUGUACACCAAGGCGCGGUACCACCCCACGCAUCUGGCCGACGCGAGGCUUACGCCACCUUGUCUGUACUCACUUAACGACACAGGAGGCACGCUGAGCGGCACGCGCGCAUCGUCCCGCGCGUCAUCGCGCAGCGGCUGCACGUCAGGGACGCUGGACGAGCGUGACGGCGCGGGGUCGCGGCGCGCGUCCCGGCGCGCUGGUGUGGCGGUGUCGGCGUCGCGCGCAGGUGCGGCGCGCACCGCGGCCAUCUUGCUAAUCUCGCGCCACCUCAAGGCCGUAAGGCGGGACGGCGGCGCGCACCCGCCUAAGUGCGCCGCCAAAGGUUCGCGACGUCCAAGUCUAACUUCUGUGCAAAGCAGUUCAUCUUCUAUCCGGAGCUACAGUGCGAGACGAUGGGAGAGAGAAAGAGAACAGAAGGAAAGGAGACAGAUGAGCAUGCGUCUCGCUCAGUUGCACGACAAGAUGGCGGCAGGGCGGGAAAUGCCGAAGCAUGCCCCGACCCCGUCUCCUCGGUCGCCCAACAACUCUACAGAUGGACUGCUACCGUCUGUAUGUGAAAUUAGAGAAUUAAUUACAAAUCCUGAACAACAGUUGCAAGGAGUGGACGGGCCGUGUUCCAGCUCCUCGCUUUACUGACACCAGGCCCACGGCAAGACAAGGAGGUCCCUGGACUCCUUGUCAUCAGACGGCUCACCAGCCAUCGCCUGGAUGUAGACCGUCAAACCUCGGAGUGACUGAACUGUAACAAAUUACCAAAUUAGCUACCCACUAAGAAACGUUUAGUGUAUGACCAUCGAAUGCAUGUAAAUAGAAGAGUGUGUAAGGAACUUAAUUUGUAAUGAUGAUGACAAAGACCCCUAAUAUACCACGUCAGGCACUGUAAGCCUGCGAUCCCAGUUGUUGAUAUUGUAAGUAAACGCUUAUUGCUUAUAAUUAGAUCGAUGAGUUUCUGGUUGCGUCAUAUGGUGAUUGGUAAUGCUAUAUAUAUUUCUGGGUCCGAAAUUCUAUAGCAAUAUUAUUACGUUCAAUAAAAAAAGAACAAUAUUUUAUUUAUACUUGUACUUGUACCUAAACUCAUAUGAUAAUGAGGCAACGGAAAUAUGUUUUUAGGCAUUAUGUAUUUAAAAAGUGAAAAGCAACUGAACAUACUUUCGAAGGAGUUAAAUUUUCGUUCAUAAAAAUUAUAUAAAUUAUAGAACCAAGCAGCAUAUGACGCGUCCUCGAACAUUCCAGAAAAUAAAAGUAUAAGACUAGUUAACGAUAGUGUUGUAAUUUAAUAAAAAGUUGUUAUAAGCGCAUUUAUAUGAUUUGUAUCGGUUAACGUGAACCUCUAGAUUUAUAGAUAAAUGUACGCAAUAAGUUGAUGUUAAAUCGAAAUAUAUAUUGAUUUGUUAUUUAAUAUUAUUAUGUGGGAGACGAGUGAAAUAAUUUAUGUGUUUAUAUAUACGUAAAAUAAAUCACCAGAUUAUUUUUAAACAUAUCGUUUUAUAUUAAUAUGGUAUCGACUGUAAGAAACGGCUAUAAUACUUUUUAUAUUAUCUACUUUUACUAAUGUACCUGAUUGUUAUUUUUGUUUAAGUGUAAGUGAAUUCAACGCAUCUGUUUUGUUUGUGGACAAGAAUAAUAGCGAGAUACUAGGAUUAAUAAAUGUCAUGAUGGAAAUCUGUAACAUGGUUACUUCGCGAACUAUCCGGCUCGAAUAUAGACUAAGGAAUACAUAUUACUAGGUUCAACACACAUCCACAGCUUGACCGUAUUGGCUGGUUCAUAUUUAUUAUUGCGAUCGUAGUAACCAUUGGAUAUCGAUAUCAAAGGGGGAAGUCGGACCGGGUAGUUAAUAUUAGCCGGCUAGUUUGAUAACUAACCUUGUUAUUGGGUUUAUUUGGUAAUCGUGUACAUUAAAGGUAAUAUAGGUAUGGAGUGGUUGCGAUGUGGCUCCGGCCAGGCCUUAUAAUUCAGGAAACUGGAACACGGAAGUGUGCUGAUUGAUAAAGCAUAGAAACAAAACAUUUUGUACUCGUAAUGUAAAUAAAUAGUUCGAGAAAUAGUUAAUUUAGUGUUCGCUUGCUGAAGUUGGUUGUCUGACACUGUCUGCUUGCUCUCAAUAAAUAUUAUUUUUAUAGGAUCGUAUAGUUUAAGACGAAACGCACAUCUCGAUAAAAGUUAAUAAUUUCUACAAAGUGAAGUAAGCCAUUCAUUGUCACCCCCAACAUUUUAGUAGCGGACAUCGACUAUCUUUGCUUAAUAACUACUUGAUUGCUUAAUAAGUACGACGUAAAAACGAACACCGUGAGGACUUUUAAUAAGCUUCAUUUCAUUAAAAUCAGCUUGUAAGCGAACCACGAAAGAUUCCCCGCUAAAGAAUUCCGUGGUAGACCUCCUAGUAUCGACCAUACGAUUACUCCGAGUGUUUAUUCUUUGAGUCUAUUUUCAUAAUCUUCCUCAUGCUGCUUACCAUGACGGUAGAUAGGAUAAUUGAAUCUAAUUCCUGUUUUCUUUGAGAACCGAUAAAACAACAGCUUUGUGUUGUGGUUCUAUUGUUAUAUGAAUAAAGGUGCUUAUUCUUUGUUUGUUUAUCCGUUUAAUUCAAUCGAUUGUGAUAGUGAUCUUAUACCUUAAGAAUGUCGCGGAGAACCUAACGGGUAACCGGGACUCCGGCUCGACGUGCAGGAGAAGGAACG
Molecule: messenger RNA, 3648 nt
Organism: Spodoptera litura
Lineage: Eukaryota; Metazoa; Arthropoda; Insecta; Lepidoptera; Noctuidae
Source: RefSeq, a predicted model, not a curated record